Liolophura sinensis is the source of this 5672-nucleotide messenger RNA. Its product is annotated as liprin-beta-1-like. The transcript is spliced from 24 exons. Gene Ontology annotation, biological process: neuromuscular junction development. NCBI's taxonomy places the organism in Eukaryota, Metazoa, Mollusca, Polyplacophora, Chitonida, Chitonidae. Bases 501 to 3116 code for a protein of 871 amino acids. Gene Ontology annotation, cellular component: presynaptic active zone. Gene Ontology annotation, molecular function: protein binding. The record is from RefSeq and is a predicted model, not a curated record.
AACUGGGCUGUCUGCAUGCAGCUACAGGGUUUGGGGGUUUAAAUCCACUCUGCACUGGGUGCCAACACCUUACCUCUGCGCAGCACCUCUAAUCGCCAACUGCAAACGGACGCUUUCCUACCAUUUUUUUAACAUCUAUUUCGCUUUCGGGUUGUUCUUUGGGCUAGGCCUUGCCAAAGCCUUAACUUGGGGAAAGUGCCAGAGUUUGUCAGUUGGCAGAACCAUCCCACGGGCGUGUAGUAGGGGAUUCUCAAGGAGGGAGAGAGAAAAGAAACAAAUAUUGUCAGUGGAUCGGAUUCUUUAUCUCUCUAUAUGAUAGCCAGUGAAGCUGAAGUCUAUAGCUACUAUGAGCACCAUACUCUAGACCAUAGUCAGCAUACAGCACAUAACUAAACAACUGGACUAGACUGCAUUUCUGACAGCUGAAGGGCUGUUACCUUUUGACUAAAGAAUUUGUUCUCAAGGUGACGAAAUUGUCUAGGUCUUACAUCUGGUGGUGAAUGGAUUGUGGGAAGUCCGCUUCUACAAUGGACUACCGUCAGUUAUACUACAAGACACUGCCAAGGCGGAAGAAAAGAGAUCACAACCUGUUCGGGGCUGACACGGUGGAGGACAAGAUUGACCGGCUGGAGAAUGACAAGGAGAGCCUCAUCCUCCAGGUGGGCGUCCUCACUGACCAGGUAGAGGCCCAGGGUGACAAGAUACUCGAGCUCGAGUCUAACCUGGAUGAGAAGCACUGCAAGCUCCAGACAGCUGAACACCUGCUGGAAAAUCCAUGGGACUAUUAUGGGCCGGAUACCACUCAGGAACCAGACUCUCUCUUUUCUGUCCCUCCUUGUCAUCCCGACCUGCAGCCCGGGUCUCAGGAACUGCUGUCAAGAACAUCUCUGGAGACGCACAAACUUGACCUGAUGGCGGAGAUUUCCACUCUGAAGAUCAAGCUGGCCACGUCUGAGAAAGACAGGCGAAUUCUGGAGGACAAGUACCAGUCAGCACAGUAUCACAUCUCUGACUUGGAGAUGAAACUGAAGCUGAAAGAUGCUGAAAUUGCUGAGCUGAAACACCGCCUGGCCAGAAAUGGGAUUGUGAUGUCCAGUGAAACAUCAGGUGAUGUCUCUAAAGAUCGCACUCUUGAAAAAGAGCGAACACUGGAAAGACUAAAACGGAAACAAACUGAAGUGGAGAAGUUAAAGAAAGCUGUUGACUCGCUGAUGGUGUCCAAUGAGGACAAGGAUAAGAGGAUAGAUGACCUAAGGAAGAAUCUGAGGAGGUACAAGAAGGUGGAGGAGAUGGUAGUAAAGGCACAGGGCAGGAAAGCUCUGGACGACCUCUUGAUCCUGGAUGAUGACUCAAGCUCCACAAGCUCUAAUGCACCAUCCAUCAACAACGACACUGUCAGGGACCACGCACAGAACGGCCAUAUGGUGAUGUCAGAUGAUGGGCGGUUCCACUCUAAACACGGUAUGCCUCACCCUGCUGCCACAAGUACCCCAGUAAAUUAUGCAGACCAGCCCCAGUCCCACAAACCUCUUCACCAUAACGGAGGCAGUCCCCCCUCAGUUAUCUCCAGCUCCACCCCCACACGGACGAUAGUACGGUCUAACAGCUUAGAGGACCUCAAUCCACAAAAACCUAAGCAACCCAUUCUGCCUUUCCUCACCCCUCCUAACUCCAAGCGACAUAACAUACAGCCUGGCUAUGGUACGUUACCUAAAGAACCCAGUGUCGAAGAUCGUGACAAAAAGCCAAGAGGCUUGCCAACACUUGGUAAAACUUUUUUGCGAAUAAAGUCGGGGAAACGGAGCUGCUCUGCGCCUAACCUUGGUGAAGUGAGCUCAGAAGAGAGUGAUGAAAUUCACCACAGAUAUGCAGGCAUCGCGAAUGGAGGAACAGUACCAUACGAGACUAAGAAAAAGAAAGGCUUACGAAGGUUCUUUGGGAAAUUGAAGAGGAGCAGUUCCCAAAACCUUGGAGACAGGCCUGAAGAGUUUAAGCGUGGAGGUGUGAGGGCCACGGCUGGACCUAGACUCGGCUGGUCCAGGGAUAUCAAGGGACCAGGGGACAUGAACGUCCCAUUUGCGCGCUGGGACACAGACCGAGUGAUGUCCUGGAUGCACGACAUCGGCUUGAACAUGUAUGUGGCUGAUUGUCGGCGUUGGGUGAAGAAUGGAGAGCAGCUUUUGCGAGCCUCUCCACACGACUUGGAAAAGGAGUUGGGUUUGAAGAAUCCCCUUCACAGGAAAAAGUUACAGCUGGCAUUACAGGCUGUAGGUUCAGGCUCCACGGAUAAGUUUGGGGAAAUUGACCAAGACUGGGUGACAAAGUGGUUAGAUGACAUAGGACUUCCCCAGUACAAAGAUAGUUUUUAUGAUGGCAGAAUGGAUGGGAGAAUGUUGCACUAUUGUACAGUGGAGGACCUGUUACACCUGAAGGUAACAAGUGAGCUUCAUCACACCAGCAUCAAGCGUGGAAUACAGAUCCUACGACUGAACAACUUCAACCCCACUUGUCUGAGACGCAGGCCCUUACCAGAGGAGGCAGAGGUUCAGGGUAAGCCACAGUACGUGGCCUUGUGGACCAACCACCGAGUGAUGGAGUGGCUGAGAACCAUAGAUCUGUCAGAGUACGCCCCUAACCUCAGGGGCAGUGGGGUGCACGGGGCACUCAUGAUACUGGAGCCAAGGUUCAAUGCCGAGUUGUUUGCUCAGAUUCUCUCUAUACCCACCAAUAAGACGUUGCUACGACGACAUCUGAACACUCAUUUUGUGGCUCUGAUUGGCCAAGAGACUCAGAUGAGGAAGCGAGAGUACGAGUCGUCUCCAGGUUUUGUCCCAUUGGCUAUCAAUGGCAAAGUUAAGCACAAGAAGUUCGGAAUAUUUGGCCACAAGAGGAGUAAGUCUGACUCAGAGUGUGAAGGAUUCGUCUGCCCGAUGGACAUCAGCGGGACGGGCAAACAGAAUGGCUCAACACGCAAUGGCAAACCCCUGACCAAAGCUGAGAAAGAGCAAGCAGAAAAAGCUGCCAAAGAAAUUGGUGCCGUAUCAAAAGAAAUCAGUUCAUUGACGACAAUGUUGACAUCAGACACAUUCGAAAAUGUUCCAGUGUCAAAUGUAUGAAACAAAAGAAUGCAGUGGAAGAGGGAGUUUGUGUGAAUGGUACAUUGUUCUGAUUUGGAUGUACCACGACAUGUGGAUUACCCAGUAUGUUGAGACACUACGUGGUUGUGAGAUAAGGUCGGGGACAGGGAUGGAGAGAGGACCCCAGUCCCGUGUCAUGGGCAGAAUGUGAUAAUGUUCCCACGGGCAUGUCAUUAGCAUUGAUCAACAUUGUUACAGUUAAUGUUACAUUUUAUUCAUACAAGUUGCAUGGUUGCAAUAAUGCUACAUUCAUAUAGUAAUAAUGGUCGUAUUUUGUGUGUGUUUCUUGUCCCUGCCGUGGCACAUCUGUCAGCUGGCACCGUCAUCUGCUCCACCCUUGUCUCAGUGAUGUGGGAGCUUCCGAUUUACCAUCACUAAAGAUGUUGACAUUUUAAUACGCAUUUUUCGGUUGACUGUUGAGAUAACUGUUGAUUCAGGAUAAACAAACAAACAACGAUAUUUCAUGUGGUAUUAUGAGGUGAUAUACAUUCUUCCUGGAGUACACAUACAUUUAUAGCUACUCUGUGUUCAGUGAGAAAACAAUAGCUCAAAAUGAGAUAAAAUCAGUGUAUUGACUGAAAAUAAAAAUAAAAUGAUGUGUGAAGUGGUAGUGGUAGAACAAAAGUUGUCUAACUUGGUGCUAUUUGGUCUGACUGUGAAUGGACCAAUCAUUUGUAGAUUUGUAGUAAGUGUGAUGUGCUUAUGUGACAGAAAACCUUUGUAGAUUUACUUAUAUGAUCUGUAUAGAAAAUUUCAGUUCCAAAGGUACUUUUUUUGCAUCCUUCACAAAUGAAUAGGAAUUUUUCAGUGAUAUUUUGUGUAUUGUUACGUAACAAAAUUCCUCCUAAAGCCAAAAUAUUGAAAUAUCCAUUACAGGGUAAACAUUAUUGAAUCGUUCAAGUUUCCCAUGCUAUAGGGAACAGAAUUGUAAACAAAACAACAACAAAAAAAGAAGAAAAGAAAAAUGACACCUGAAAAAGUCAUUAAUACCCUUUAAAGGAUAGUUAAAAGUUGCUGUAUGAUAAGUAUUCUCCAGACCAUGACCUGUUUAUUUUGUUAAGUGUGAAGAAGACGGGUGUUGCUGCAGCUGUUGUUUAUAGCCUGAUGUUAGCAGGUACUCACCUGUCUUGCUAGCUUACACCUUUACCUCACCAUUCACUGGAAAUGGCACUAUCUAUGCAAACUGUGACGGGAGUUCGGGGGGAGGGAGUUGUGGGUUGAUUUGGUGAGAGAGUGGUUAAUGAGUGAAGGUAAGCUGGGGUUAAUGAUCCGUGUCAAAACAUUCAUAGGGAAGAUAAGCUUUCACUUGCACUUUUUGUGUGGUAAUGUCUUGAGAAAUCAUAAUUAAACUGUUGAGAACUGAAGUAGCCUACUGUCUGAAUGAAAGUAAUGAAAUUGAUUCAUGCCUUGUAAUCAAGCAGUGCUGAUGCGGUGUUUACUGGCACAGAUGUUCCCCUCACAUACCUGACUGACCACUCCUCAAUACAGUGUGCUGGUCACUUCUACUCACACAUCUUCACACAAAAGCUAUUGGUAUUUACAGUACUGUUAUCAAUUUGGAUAGAAUUUGUUUAUUUCAAAAUUACCAAAGUUGUUCAGAUGUUUAGUGUGCCUUCUAUACUGUUGCCUCGCUGACCUGAGAAACCAGCACAGAAUUUCAAUGGCUCUCUUGUGUAAAUAUUUUCUUACUUUUGAUAUUAUCUUAUCGAUCUGUUUAUAUAUUGGCUGUAUUGUCUCUUUUCCAGUACAAUGGCCUGUGUACAUAAAUCUCUGAACUUGUACAUAAACUUCCUCAUGGUCAGCUAAUUUAGAUUUUUCCAGAUCUAUCCCAUCAUUAUUUUUAAAGUUUGCAAACCUGUAUUCUCUGCUAUUUUAAGUUCAUUGUGUAGAGAGAAUGUGCAACGUAUGUAAGAGAAUUCCAGUGCUACCUGUUGUGACCGCAAAGUUGUAACUUUACACUGACUGGCAUUUAAUGUGCAUCAUGUGACACAUGGACAAGCCUUAUUUGAGGAUCAUCAGUCAGGUUUGCAACAGCCUUGUAUAAAGUACGUAGCAAUAUCUUUAUGUUAAUGAUGCCUGAUGAUAUGUAUAUGUACAUCACUAAAUAGGCUGACCACAAAUAGGAAAGCUGGGCCAAUGUGUUCUUAACUAAGCUGUGUUUUAUUCAUGCAAGUGUGAUGACAUUUCAUAAGUGUUUGCCACACACACCUUCACCUACCGAUACUGCUGAAUUUAUAUUUGAAAAAAAAAAGUGCUUUUUAAAUACAAUGUAUUCUUAAAAACUGUUUGCAGCCAUUUCAAAUAUCUCUGUCUACUCCAAAUGUGAAGCCUAAUUUGUAUCAUUUUAAAUUCGUUGAAAAUUCAUUAAUUCAUUGUACUGGGUUUUAGGUCUGUAUUUAGUUUUAUACACAGGUUGUAAAGUUUGUUAAUGGUCUGAGUUCAUUACAAAAUCAAUCUGGGCCACCAUGAUGUAAGUGGAUGCACCAGUUAUACAGGUAGCUGACGUGAAAAAGACAAAUAUAUUUUGCCAAUGUU